AUGAUUACCCAUGAUUCUCGAGCGUUGCUCGUGUCCGAACUACCUCGGGAGAAGAGAACCGCGGUCGUACCCUCUCUAACCCCUCGUCAGGUUCGCUCCUGUAGGGUGUGUCGACUGCGCAAGGUCAAGUGUGACCGCGUCAAACCCUGUCAUGCAUGUUGCGCCCAUGGCUAUCCCUCCAAGUGCGUGUAUGAACCGGGCACGGACGAGGAUCCCCAGCCCAUCAGUCAAGCAGACGAGAUCCGACAUCUACGGGCGGAGAUCCGCGACUUAACGGCCCGCUUGAACAACGGUGAGCGCCGGCACCGAUCGGAGCGACGUAAGACCCAGCUACAAAAGUUGUUUGCGACCAUACGCUCGGCCCCGCUGGAGCUUGUCGAUCGACUAAUUACUCAACUCCGUACUGGCCCCAGCGGAUCGAAUGAGCUCGAAGGAACAGAAGCCUUUCUCCACCAACGCUCCCCGGAUGAGAGCAGUGACGAUAGCAGCAGAAAUACCGAUUACCAUGCCUCACACCGGUCAGAAACUUUCGAUUUCAGCCGCAGCCCAUCGGAAAGCAGUGAGGAUUCAUCGUCCUCAUCGAUCAUUAGCAUAAACAACUCGUCCAGCCCGAUGCUGGAUGUGUUCAUUGAGCGAUUUAUUGAUGCUUUUAGCCCGGAAGUUGAUAUCAAGUCGGGUCAGGCGGGAGCGCUGCGACGCGCAGCGGAAAUCCGCAUGUUCUCGCCGAUCCUAAUGGAGGCAUAUGAAGCGGUCUCGGUAGCCUUCUUUGGUCGGUCCGUUCAGGACCCGCGAAUUGAAAAGUCAGGCUCUCCGCUGUAUGGACGUGUCCUGCGGAAUCUACAGAGUGCCUUGCAGGACCCAGAGCGGAGCAAGGCUGAAUCCACUCUGGCCACGGUCAUCCUUUUGAUGGCCUUUGAGAGUGUUGAACGAACCACGCAAGCAUCACUGUCAGCGCAUGUGCAUGGUGCUGUGCGUUUAAUCGAACACCGCGGACCUGAAAAUCAUAUUUACGGAGUGGAACACCUCCUCUUCACCGAAUUACGUCCGUAUUGGGUGGGGGCGGCCCUCGUCACCCGUCAGCCUUCAUUUCUCGCAGAGGAGGAUUGGAUCAAUGUACCCUGGUCGGCUGGAACGACGCAGAAAGAUAUCCUGCACUACCUGUUAGAUCUCACGGUCGAGGUGCCAUCCCUGUUGGCGCAAUACGACGCUUGGAGGCCACGCUACAGUCCGGGGUCCCCAGUGCGCAUGAGGUCACCGUGAAACAGGCAGCACUGUGGAAUGGGGUUACCAACCUCACAUGCCGGUUCCUCCAGUGGAAAACCGACUGGGUCGAUGCCUAUCCGGACGGGCCGCCCCAGGAGGUGCCCGCGGAACCCAACGAUCAGUUCCCCUCUUUCGCUGUCGCGAUCUCCGUACCGGUGCCGUCAUCACCCCGACCAAAUUUGUCUACCCCAAUCUACGUCUCGCUCAAACCAUGUGUCUAUAUUACACCUCACGGCUCAUUCUAUCAACGGUCGACACCCGACCGGACGACGAACGAGUGGGGCCGGCGCAGCAAUAUGCUCUGGGCUGCGGCAUCUGCCGAACUCUCGAAUGGUACAUCUUAACGGCGCCGGGCAACAUGAUCAACCGGCUCGCUUUCCCCGUGCGCGUGGCCUGGGAGGUAUUCCCCGACGGCGGACCUGAACGACGAUUCAUCUACGACGUAUUGAAACUGGUCGAAAAGCGCCAUUCGCUUGGACUCUGGGGAAGUGGCAUGUCAGAGCUAUCCCCUCGGGCCGGAUCACCGCCGAAAGCUUGAGCGGGGGCUCUUGUAUAGAACUAGGAUGAAUACGUUGGCGAUCGCAGGCACGAAAGCUAAUGUUU
Molecule: messenger RNA, 1866 nt
Organism: Aspergillus nomiae NRRL 13137
Lineage: Eukaryota; Fungi; Ascomycota; Eurotiomycetes; Eurotiales; Aspergillaceae
Product: Zn(II)2Cys6 transcription factor
Exons: 6
Coding region: 1-1260 (419 amino acids)
Biological process (GO): regulation of DNA-templated transcription
Molecular function (GO): zinc ion binding; DNA-binding transcription factor activity, RNA polymerase II-specific
Source: RefSeq, a predicted model, not a curated record